AAAAAGAAUGAAUGAUAGCGGAUAUUGAAAUCUUUGAUAAAACAAAGAAAAAAAAAGUUUUCAUUUUUGGGUUUAUUCAGAUCUCCAUAUUACCAUGACUGAUUUCUAUCGAUCUAGAAAAAAGAGAAAUUAUGAAAACAAAGAACUAUCGGGUCCUGAUUAUGGAAAAGAAAGACCUACAAAACGCUUUAUGCCUUCUCAAGAUAUCAAGCGAGCCAAAGAGAUCUUGUCUUGUCAACCACGUAAAUACACGACCAGUAUUGCUAUUCCUAGCAGCAUCAUCGAAAAUGCACCUACGAUGGAACUCAAGACGAUCUUGGCUGGUCAAAUUGCUCGGGCCUUGGUCAUCUUUGCUGUUGAUGAGAUUGUGAUUUAUGAAGAUAAAGUCCCAUCCACUCAGAGCAAGAUCAACCCCAGCUUGUUUCUCGCCAGAAUAUUUCAGUACAUGGAAACACCUCAAUACCUUCGAAAACAAUUGGUGCCUAUCAGCCCUGAUUUGAAAUUUGCAGGCUUGUUGCAUCCUCUAGAUGUGCCUCAUCAUCCUGCCAAAGAAGAAUGGACAACGUAUCGUGAAGGCGUGACAUUGGAUAAAGCAAAUGAAACUGACUCAACCUUGGUCGAUGUAGGUCUUUUUCGACGUGCUCGUAUUGAUCGUGCUAUCCAGUCUGGGGUGCGUGUGACAGUCGAACUGAAAGAACCUGUCUCUGCAGCAGAUACACGUAAAGGCCAAAAACCUAUCGCUGCUCAAGCGGUGAGUCCCAAGACACCGCGUGAAAAAGCAGGUCUUUAUUGGGGAUACAAUAUUCGACUAGCAUCUUCGAUCUCCCGUGUGAUUUCAGAAUGUCCUUAUCCAGAUGGGUAUGAUGUCACUGUCGGUGUGAGUGAUCGUGAUGCCCAAGAUAUGUAUCAAACAGACUUGAAUGAGAAAAUCAAGCCAUUUGAGUAAGUGUCAACGUUCAUGGUCUGCUUAUUCACUUUUUAGUCAUUUGUUAAUCACUUUUGGUGGACCUGUCGGUGGUCUUCAAGAAGCCAUUGAAGCAGACGAAGAUUUAAAAGUGGGAGGAGAAGAUGCUGCUGAAGUGUUUGAUGUCUUUAUUGAUCCUAAUGCCAAAAGUGGUACUCGAAGUGUUCGACUAGAGGUAAUAAAGAUAAGCAUGGAACACUUGACUUAGACUGUAUUAGGAAUCCAUGAUGAUGGUGAUGUCUAUGUUUAAGCCUAUUAUAUCAAACAAAGGAAAAUA
Molecule: messenger RNA, 1241 nt
Organism: Gilbertella persicaria
Lineage: Eukaryota; Fungi; Mucoromycota; Mucoromycetes; Mucorales; Choanephoraceae
Product: putative RNA methyltransferase-domain-containing protein
Exons: 2
Source: RefSeq, a predicted model, not a curated record